Molecule: messenger RNA, 495 nt
Organism: Ictidomys tridecemlineatus (thirteen-lined ground squirrel)
Lineage: Eukaryota; Metazoa; Chordata; Mammalia; Rodentia; Sciuridae
Source: RefSeq, a predicted model, not a curated record
GCCCUGGUGCCAACAGUCUUGAAAGAACAGUGACAGAAAUGGCCAUUCACACUGCAGCUGUCCUUCUGUGUGGACAGAGUGAAGUCUUGGUGCCCCUGAGGAACUUAGCUUUCUCUCCCGCCAGCAUGUUGAAUGCCUUUCUUCCAACAACGCCUGAAGACCUGCUGGCUCAAGCCCAGAAGUGGGAAGGUCUGGAAGGCAUCCAAUGGUAUAUUUGUCCCAAUGGUCAUCCGUGCACUGUAGGAGAGGUCAUCUGUGCAUUGUAGGAUAUUUAGCAGCAUAUCUAGCCUCAGCUCACUGGGUGCCAGUAGCAGUACCCCCCAGCCCAGUGUGAUGCCCAAGAAUGUCUGCAGGCAUCACCCAAGUCUCCUGGGAUGCCAUAAUGCUGCUGGCUGGGAGCACUGUAGCAGGGCUCAGCCACACAGACCCUCAACUGGAUCACUAGCCAGAGAGAAAUGUGGGCUGAAUACCAGAGAACAGGAGAGGACAAGAAAG